AUGACGUCACCAUCUUACGAGCUGUCUAAACAUGUGGGCCGGAUACUCCAAGCGUCGAUCAACAGCAAAUACAACGUCAAAGAUUCAUUCGAGUUCUGCGAAUUUAUCAAUGACGUCGUUUUGCCUCCAGAUCACAUCCUUGUUUCGUUCGAUGUUGUUUCCCUGUUCACAUGCAUCCCCAGGGACCUCGUUUUAAGCAACAUCAUCAACAAUUGGGAUGCCAUAAAGAAGAAUACUAACAUCAAUUUAGAUAUGUUUCUCGAAAUUGUAAACUUUUGCAUGACCUGCAGUUAUUUUAGAUACAAAAACAAAUUCUACAAGCAAAUAUACGGAACGGCGAUGGGCAAUCCAGUUUCUAGUCCGAUAGCUGAUUUUGUCAUGGAAUCGCUCUUGGACAACGUGACACGGACACUCGAUUUCCAGAUACCAGUUCUAAGAAAAUAUGUCGACGACCUACUGCUAGCUUUGCCCCGCGAACAUGUUGAAAAGACCCUGAUCAACAGAUUGAUUCGAAAAGCGAACGAAACCGACACCCCCCAAAACACACAAGACACACCCACACAACACUACCGAUCCAUAUUACACAUCGACGGCCUAACUGCAAAAGUAAUCCGCGCACUUAAGACGGAUUACCCGCAUGUACGCAUCGGCACCACACAAAAGCACACGAUACGCAGCCUACUGCCUGUGGUCAAAGAUCUGAUAUCGCCGAUCGAUCGCUCCAAUGUGGUCUACCAUAUCCCAUGCGCAGGCGCUCCCGAACGAGAUGAAGAAUGCUCCAAAUGCUAUGUUGGCCAGACCAGCUAUAAACUACGGACUAGAAUGUCGAAACAUAAAUGUGAUGUCACCAAAUUGAAACGCAUAUUAACAACAGGGGCCACAGCGUCAAACCCCAGCAUCCGGGAACUGCGGCAGUCAGCUGUUGUUGAACAUUGUUUCGAACAGGAGCACAUGUUUGACUUCGAUAAAGCCACCGUCCUAGACAGUUCCAACAAACACCGUAGGCACCUAGAGGUACUCGAAAUGUGCUACAUACAAAGUACCCCGAAUACCGUCAACAUCCAGAGCGACACAGACGGGAGAGCAAUCUCGUACGGCGGAGUGUUUCACUCUCUCGCAAACACUCGCAAGCACUCAUGGACGCCGGGUUCUGGCGGUAAAGAAAACGCUACGAAAACUCAAACAAUAAUAACAAACAGUGAGUUGAGUGAUAGAAGUUUUGCCACGGACGUGUUCCAAAACGACGGAGCAGGCGCCGACGCCCUGGCCGAUACCAGAAUAUUGGACACGUAA
Molecule: messenger RNA, 1293 nt
Organism: Uranotaenia lowii
Lineage: Eukaryota; Metazoa; Arthropoda; Insecta; Diptera; Culicidae
Exons: 2
Coding region: 1-1293 (430 amino acids)
Source: RefSeq, a predicted model, not a curated record